GUGUCAAAAAAAAUCCCCGUCAGCAUGACAAAUGUCAAAAUUCUGGGAGUUAAACUCCCAAAUAUAAUAUAUAAAGGAUAUAUAUAUAGGCAAGAGAUGUAUGUGCAUCAUAUAUCUGAAUUGAUUAAGCUCAUAUAGCUUCUUUAUACUGGGGUACUUAUAAAAAGAUUAACCCAUUAAUUAGAAAAAAAAAACAGAGAAUGGCAGGAAAUGGAGAAGCAGCAGCAGGUAGACACCAAGAAGUUGGACACAAGAGCCUCUUGCAAAGUGAUGCUCUUUACCAGUAUAUUCUUGAAACGAGUGUGUACCCAAGAGAGCCUGAAGCAAUGAAAGAGCUCCGGGAGAUAACAGCAAACCACCCUUGGAACAUUAUGACGACAUCUGCUGAUGAAGGCCAGUUUUUAAACAUGCUUCUAAAGCUCAUCAAUGCCAAGAACACCAUGGAGAUCGGCGUUUACACCGGUUACUCUCUCCUCGCCACCGCCCUCGCCCUCCCCCGCGAUGGCAAGAUUUUGGCUAUGGAUAUCAAUCGCGAAAACUAUGAAUUGGGUCUCCCCGUGAUCGAGAAGGCGGGUGUGGCUCACAAGAUUCAGUUCAAGGAAGGCCCUGCCCUCCCUGCUCUUGACCAAAUGAUUGAGGAGGGGAAUAGGCAUGGGACAUUUGAUUUUAUCUUCGUAGACGCGGACAAGGACAACUAUUUGAACUAUCACAAGAGGCUGAUCGACUUGGUUAAGGUUGGGGGAGUGAUCGGCUACGACAACACACUGUGGAACGGGUCGGUGGUGGCGCCGCCGGACGCGCCGCUGCGGAAGUAUGUCAGGUACUACAGAGAUUUCGUGUUGGAGUUCAACAAGGCCCUGGCUUCCGACCGCAGGGUUGAGAUUUGCCAGCUCCCCGUCGGCGAUGGAAUCACCCUUUGCCGCCGCGUCUGCUAAAAUUUCGGUGUUGAGUUCGCCGGCGUUACACUCGCAUGUAUUGUUGUUGCAGACAUUUUAUACAACUUUGUUGGCAUUUUUCAUUGUUCCGGAAUGUCUAUUGUACCUAAUAAAUACUCCCUACUUCCUAUAAUGUUCUUCCCGGUUCUGUUUACGAAGUUUGACCAACUUUAUUUUUAAUUCAAUUUAUUUGAUUGUAGGUGUAAAAUUAAAAAAAUAAAAUUUAUAUAUUUAAAAACUACAUCAAAAGUUUUACAAAACAAGUGGUGACAAAACUAUAUUAUUUUAUCAAAUACCUAAUGAAAAUAGGUAAAGAAA
Messenger RNA from Cuscuta campestris, 1253 nucleotides. NCBI's taxonomy places the organism in Eukaryota, Viridiplantae, Streptophyta, Magnoliopsida, Solanales, Convolvulaceae. The record is from the annotation of a GenBank genome assembly.